GAAAGAAAGACAAACAUCAAGCGCUGCGUGUUUACAUCACUUUGAUUUUCUCUCUUUAGUGUUUUAAACACAGUGUUGUGUGUCUGUGUGUGUGUGUUUGUGUUGAGAUGUUGACGAUGACGUCACAGAUGUGCUGUAAAUCAGUGGGAACUGAUCUGUCCAUGCUGGAUAUUGAUGAUUUCAUCACAGAAAUCUGUCAGCUGAAGAAAGAGGUGAAGUUACUGGAGGAAAAGCUGAGGACAAGAGGAGAUGAACUCAACACAGAGAUUGUGGUAAAGGUCGAGUCAAACCCCACAGACGCUCAGGACACUGUGUGUGACAGUAAUCACACCUUGAAUCAGGAUGAAUCUACUGAUCAAACCUCCACAGAGUCUCUGGAUUCUGUCUGUAACGCUGGAGAACAGCAGAUCCUGAACACCAGACCACUGAACAUGUGUUCUGUCACACUGAUGGACUGCAGGAAACUGAUGAGAUGAAAACAGAACUCACAGUAAAGGAAGAACAGACUGAUGAAGAUGAGAAUCAUGAUGAUUUUGUUCCUUCAGUCAGACUGGUGGGUGGUAAAAACCCGGAGAUAAAAACAGAAGAAACAUCAGACAAAGAUCAUACUGGUGAAGAUGAGAAUGAUGGUGCUGAUGGUUUUAUUCCUUCAGAUGAGAGCGGUGAUUCAUGUGGUGAUGGAGAAACGGCCUCUACAUCAAAACACACAGAACAGAAACUCUUCACCUGCACCAGAUGUGACAUCAGCUUUCCUACCUUACAAGAGAAGAAACUUCAUUCACAAGAGCACAGAGACAAGAAACGGUUUAACUGUCAGCAGUGUGGGAAGAGUUUUGUCUCGUCUUCUAGUCUAAAAGUUCACAUGAUGUCACACACUGGAGAAAAACCUUUCCACUGCAGUGAAUGUGACAAAUAUUUCAGCACCGAAGGAAAUCUUGUUCUUCAUCAGAGAAUUCAUACAGGGGAAAAACCGCACAAGUGUCCUCACUGUGAGAAGAGAUUCACCCAAAAACCUAGUCUGAAGAGACACAUGUGUUUACAAACCAAUAAGAAAUUGUAUCUGUGCAAUGAAUGUGGAAAAACCUUUAAGCGGACAAGUUCUUUACAAAGACACCAAAUAUCACACUCUGUGGAGAAACUCUAUCAGUGUUCACACUGUGAUAAACGCUUCCAUCAGAAAUUUAAUCUGAUACGUCACAAGAGAUCUCACACUGGAGAGAAACCUUACGUCUGCUCUCACUGUGGAAAGAGAUUUACUCAUCAUAGUACAUUUAAAGCUCAUCAGAGAAUUCACACUGGAGAAACCCCUUAUCACUGCUCUCACUGUGACAAGAGCUUUUCUGAUCAAAGUUAUUUUAAACGUCAUGAGAGAACUCACACUGGAGAGAAACCUUACGUCUGCUCUCAAUGUGGAAAGAGAUUUACUGAUUCAAGUCAUUUAAGAGUUCAUCAGAGAGUUCACACGGGAGAAAAACCUUAUCACUGCUCUCAUUGUGACAAGAGCUUUUCUGAUCCAAGUUAUUUUAAACGUCAUGAGAGAAUUCACACUGGAGAGAAACCUUACGUCUGCUCUCAAUGUGGAAAGAGAUUUACUGAUUCAAGUCUUUUAAGGGUUCAUCAGAGAAUUCACACUGGAGAAAAACCUUACAAGUGUCGUCACUGUGACAAGAGAUUCACCCAAAAACCUAGUCUGAAGAGACACGUCCGUUUACACACUGAUGAGAGACCGUAUCAGUGCAGUGAAUGUGGAAAAACCUUUAGGGAGUUAGGUAAUUUAAAGUCACACCAAAGAACUCACUCUGUGGAGAAACUCUAUCAGUGUUCACAGUGUGAUAAACGCUUCUUUAAGAAAUCUCAACUGAUAACUCAUGAGAGAGUUCACACUGGAGAGAAACCUUAUCUCUGCUCUCACUGUGGAAAGAGCUUUUCUGAUCCAAGUACUUUUAAAUGUCAUGUGAGAGUUCACACAGGAGAGAAACCUUAUCAAGACAAGAAACACUUUCACUGUGAUGAAUGUGGAAACUAUUUCAGAAGCAAAUCAAAUCUUGAUUCUCAUAAGAGAAUUCACACGGGAGAAAAACCGCACAAGUGUCCUCACUGUGACAAGAGAUUCGGCCGUAAAACUCAUCUGAAGAGACAUGUGCGCAUUCACACCAAUGAGAGACCUUAUCAGUGCAGUGAAUGUGGAAAAGGCUUCAGGGAUUCAGGUUGUCUCAAGUCGCACCAAAAAAUACACUCCGAUGAGAAACUCUAUCAGUGUUCACACUGUGAUAAAAGUUUCCGUCACAAAUUUCAGCUGAUACCCCAUGAAAGAAUGCACACUGGAGAGAAACCUUACCUCUGCUCUCACUGUGGAAAGAGCUUUUCCACACCAAGUUCUAUCAGCGUUCAUCAAGCCAUUCACACUGGAGAGAAACCUCAUCACUGCAGUGUUUGUGAGAAGAGUUUUAGUCGACUUGACAUUUUAUUAAAUCACCAGAGAACUCACACUGGAGAAAAGCUACACAAAUGUUCUCAGUGUGACAGGAUAUUCGCUCGAUUAGAUGUCUUAAGAAUCCAUGAGAGAGUUCACACUGGAGAGAAACCUUAUCACUGCUCCAUCUGUGGAGAGAGAUUCUCUCAGUUAGGAAGUCUUCGAGCUCACAAGAAGAAACAUGCUGAAGAACAAACUGUACAAGAAUCAUAAUAGCGUCUUUCACUAGUUUUAUUUACAGCCUCUUUUACUUUUAUUCUUGUUGUCUUAAUCCGUUUUCUGGGAUCUGUGCAAGAAAGGAUCAGUCUUCAAUUGCAAGUUAAUACAUUUCUCAUAUGAAUGAAAAGGAGCCUAGUGAACUGAAGCCUUGAAGCUUUCAUACGACAUUGUAGACACUUAGACACACAAGACUUUUAAAAUAAUUGACAUAUAAAAAAAAAACAUUAUUACAAAAACAUGAUCAUUUUGCAUAUUAUUUUAAAUUACUCAUGGCAUAGAUUACAUAAUAGAGAACAUUCACAACAAAAGUGGAAAAGGUUGUCGACUUUCGAGUGAUUUCAAUAAAGACUAUAAUAUCA
Molecule: messenger RNA, 3051 nt
Organism: Triplophysa dalaica
Lineage: Eukaryota; Metazoa; Chordata; Actinopteri; Cypriniformes; Nemacheilidae
Product: zinc finger protein 260-like
Exons: 4
Coding region: 473-2686 (737 amino acids)
Biological process (GO): regulation of transcription by RNA polymerase II
Cellular component (GO): nucleus
Molecular function (GO): RNA polymerase II cis-regulatory region sequence-specific DNA binding; DNA-binding transcription factor activity, RNA polymerase II-specific
Source: RefSeq, a predicted model, not a curated record